GGAUCCAAAGGUGACGUGGCAAAUCUUGAUUGCUCCGAAUAUUACAAUCGAAUCGAUCUAACCAAAGAGAACCCGCCGAACCUGGCCAGAGGCAGAGCCAUCAAGGAGGGGAAGGAGGAGAAGAAGAAUAGGGAGAGGAGAGUCGCAAAUCAGAGGGAACCGAAAACGGAGAAGAAAAUCCAUGGCGGGGCACGAUAGUGGAUCGAUACUUGUAUUCGCGCAAUUCCAGAGCGCGGUGGACGAGGGUUUCUGGCACAGACUGUCCUCUCUCAAGCUCAACAAGCUCGGCAUCGACGAAUCUCCCAUUCCCAUCACUGGUUAUUAUGCACCUUGCUCUCACCCGCAGGUGUCAAAUAAUUUAACUCUACUAGCUCAGUCUUUGCCUUCUGAAUCAAACGAGCAAUCUUCAACAGCAGCCACAAGUCGUGGAAACAGGAACAGGUGCCCCAUCCGGGGCAUUCUUUACAACACGAAUACAAUUGAAAGCUUCCAUACGCUUGACAAGAAGAGCUUGCUAAGGGCAGAAGCAAAGAAGAUUUGGGACGACAUUCAUACUGGAAGGGCUGUGGAGGAUAGUGCAUUGCUUUCAAGGUUCCUUCUUAUCUCGUUUGCAGACCUGAAAAAAUGGAACUUUCAUUACUGGUUUGCUUUUCCUGUUCUGGUGCUUGAUCCUCCUGCAACCUUGGUUGAUUUAAUGCCAGCUUCACAGUAUUUUAGCUUAGAAGAGGCAGAAUCUGUUUCUGCAGCUUGUAAUGAGUGGCGUAACUCAAGCUUAACAGCAGAUGUGCCAUUCUUUUUGGUCAGUACUGAUCCAAAUUCACAUGCAACUGUUAAGCAUCUGAAGGACUGGGAAACCUGUCAAAGCAAUGGUCACAAGUUGCUUUUCGGAUUUUAUGACCCAUGUCAUCUUCCACACAAUCCUGGUUGGCCUCUCCGCAACUACCUUGCUCUUAUUUGUGUGAGAUGGAAUCUCAAGUCGGUUCGCUUUUUAUGCUAUAGAGAGAGUCGUGGCUUCGCAGAUUUGGGGUCGUCCCUUGUUGGUGAAGCCUUGAUUACAGUUCCACCAGGAUGGAGGGAUCAUCAAUCUUUACCUAAUGCAGUGGGGUGGGAACAUAACAAAGGGAGGCAAGUACCCAGGUCUAUUAGCCUUGCUAAAUCCAUGGAUCCAACUAGGUUGGCCAUAUCUGCUGCAGAUUUGAAUUUAAAACUAAUGAGAUGGCGUGCUUUACCAUCCCUGAACUUAAAUGCCUUGUCAUCUAUCAAGUGUCUUCUACUAGGAGCAGGUACGCUAGGAUGCCAGGUUGCUCGCAUGCUUAUGGCUUGGGGGGUGCGGAAAAUUACACUGCUUGACAGUGGCAGGGUUGCUAUGUCAAAUCCAUUGAGGCAGUCCCUCUAUACAUUGGAUGACUGCCUCAAUGGAGGUGAAUUUAAAGCCACAGCAGCAGUUAAAAGUCUCACUCGCAUAUUCCCAGCUGUUGAUGCAGAAGGUGUUGUGAUGGCUAUACCAAUGCCUGGGCACCCCGUGUCUAGCCAAGAAGAGGAUAGUGUGCUUGAAGAUUGUAGACGCUUGCAUGAUUUGAUUGAUUCUCAUGAUGCAGUUUUCUUGUUGACUGAUACAAGGGAAAGUCGGUGGUUACCUACACUUCUCUGUGCCAAUACGAACAAGAUUACCAUAACAGCAGCUCUAGGGUUUGAUAGCUUCUUGGUUAUGCGCCAUGGAGCUGGUCCUUUUGUCUCUAGCCAUGACUUCAAAGUUGAAGCUGCUAAUGCUUUAUCUGCGGUGGAAAACAUUGCCCAAGCUGAUAAAGUUGAAAGGCAGAGAUUGGGCUGUUACUUCUGCAACGAUGUGGUUGCACCAAUUGAUUCAACUGCCAACCGCACAUUGGACCAGCAAUGCACUGUUACACGACCAGGGCUUGCUCCUAUUGCUUCAGCUCUUGCCGUUGAACUUUUGGUGGGCAUCCUGCAUCACCCUCAAGGGAUAUAUGCAGAAGGGGAGGUUGCAAACUCCUUGACCAGUGAAAGUAGUGAGCAGCCCCUUGGUGUUUUACCCCACCAGAUUCGAGGUUCCCUCUCUCAAUUUUCUCAGAUGGCACUUGUGGGUCACUCCUCAAACAGUUGCACAGCUUGUUGCAGCACUGUGGUAUCCGAAUAUCGGGAAAGAGGAAUGGAAUUUAUUAUCCAAGCAAUCAACCAUCCAACUUAUCUAGAGGAUCUCACUGGCCUAACAGAGUUAAUGAGAUCAGCCAGCUCCUUCAAACUUGACUGGGACAAUGAGACGGAUCCUGACGAGGACGAUUAUGUUGACAUUUAAGGAAUUCCUUUUAACUGGAUGCGCUUAUUUAUUCAACUGGCAUUAGAGUACGUUAUUCUAAUGUGAAACAACUUAGUUCUUUGAUUUGA
This is a messenger RNA of Juglans microcarpa x Juglans regia, 2403 nucleotides long. RefSeq names its product ubiquitin-like modifier-activating enzyme atg7. The coding region runs from base 182 to 2314 and encodes 710 amino acids. The record is from RefSeq and is a predicted model, not a curated record. Lineage: Eukaryota; Viridiplantae; Streptophyta; Magnoliopsida; Fagales; Juglandaceae. Gene Ontology annotation, cellular component: cytoplasm; phagophore assembly site. Gene Ontology annotation, molecular function: Atg12 activating enzyme activity; Atg8 activating enzyme activity. Gene Ontology annotation, biological process: autophagy of mitochondrion; autophagosome assembly; protein modification by small protein conjugation. The transcript has 14 exons.